AUGGGAGUGCAUAAGGUGGCCCUCGAUGUUGAGAAGAUUGGAAGGAGCAGGCGCGAUUCUGUAGUCAGCGAGACCGACCAUCAACCGCCACCAGGCGAAGCUCACCGUCAGCUGAAGAACAGACAUGUGGCCAUGAUAUCAAUGGGAGGUGCCAUAGACUUGCGUGACUACUCCGAAGGCACGGGUCUGUUCAUCGCGACCGGGACCGCCUUGCAGCAUGGCGGACCCCUUUCACUCGUACUUGGAUAUACUCUAACGGGGGUUUUGGCUUGGUCACUCAUGUGCAGUCUGGCUCUCGCCGACCGUUUCUUUUCUCCGAGUCUCGCCUUUACCUUGGGAUGGUCCUAUUGGUAUCUGUGGUCAAUAGUCUUACCUGCUGAGCUUUCUGCAGCAGCAAUUUUGAUGAGCUUCUGGACCACAAAAGUCAGUAAUGCAGUCUGGAUAACUGUGUUUCUUUUUGCGGUUGCAAUGAUAAACUUGGGCGGAGCAAAAAUCUAUGGCGAAAUGGAAUUUUGGUUUGCAAGUAUCAAGAUCCUCACCAUUGUUACUGUUGUGAUUCUCGGAAUCAUAUUAGACUUAGGGGGGGUCACGGGCGAACGAAUUGGAUUCCGUUAUUGGAAAGAUCCAGGCUUGUUUGUUCAGUAUCAAGGUGUCCCUGGGGCAACUGGGAGGCUUCUUGGGUUUUUUUCGGUCCUCAUCAAUGCGGCAUUUGCUUACGUCGGUGUUGAAAUGCCGGCAAUUGCAGCAGCAGAAGCCAAAAACCCUAGGCGCAACUUGCCCAAGGCAAUCAAACGUGUCGCAGCUAGAGUUUUGAUAUUUACUGGUGCCAAGUCACCUUUCGUGAUCGCUAUGAAAAAUGCGGGAAUCAAAGGGCUACCUUCAGUUAUCAACGCGUCUCUGUUGAGUGGAGCGUGGUCAGCAGCUUCGUCAGACUUAUAUAUCGGCAGUCGUUCGCUUUAUGGUUUGAGCAUCACAGGAAAUGCCCCCAGAUUCCUCACAUUAUCAUUCAUGUCGGCUAGUGACGGACAGGCAGGAAAGAUCUUUGGCUACCUUGCAUCUCUAACGAGCACGACCGGUAUGCUAACAUGGGCGGGAAUCUUUGUCACGUAUAUCAGGUUCCAUGCUGGGACAAUCGCGCAGGGUUAUGAUAGAUCCCAAUUGCCUUAUCAAUCUCCUGUGGGACCGUUGGGUGCAUGCUUUACGAGUUAUUUCCCAUGCGUGGCUUUCUUGGCCUUGUACGUUGCUCAUAGAUGGUGGACGAGGACCAGCCUCGUUGAAAAGGUGGAUAUGGAUUUCGUUACCGGAAGUCGAGAUGCUACUAACUUGAAUGAAAUCUGUAGUCGAAGAAGAGGAGUUACCCCCCAGAAAUUGGGGAGAGAAGAUUUGGAGAAUACUGGUUUGAUAGUAUGA
Messenger RNA from Melampsora larici-populina 98AG31, 1410 nucleotides. RefSeq lists its product as uncharacterized. Gene Ontology annotation, molecular function: amino acid transmembrane transporter activity. The record is from RefSeq and is a predicted model, not a curated record. Bases 1 to 1410 code for a protein of 469 amino acids. Gene Ontology annotation, biological process: amino acid transmembrane transport. Gene Ontology annotation, cellular component: membrane. The transcript has 24 exons. NCBI's taxonomy places the organism in Eukaryota, Fungi, Basidiomycota, Pucciniomycetes, Pucciniales, Melampsoraceae.